GUCAGUGUUACGCAAUGCAGUAUGGGAGGUCAUUGUCGUUGGAUCGUGGUGUGUUUAACCUUGUGGCAGCAGAGCUGUUUAAGGGUGUUGGUAGGGAGAAUUCAACUUUUUCAUUUGUAUGUAUAUUUGAGCAUUACCUAACUGUCACCCACGAUGUCACUCGCUGCAGAGGCGUUUGUCUCCCAAAUCGCAGCAUCUGAACCCUGGCCAGAAAAUGCUACUCUGUACCAGCCACUAAGGGAUAACCAGAUUCUGCUGUCGGACUGCGCCUCUUCCCUUGCUGUCCAGGCAUAUCUGCGUAUGUGCGACCUGCCACUGAGAGUCUGUUGUCGGGCCAACGCCGAGCACAUGUCUCCCUCUGGCAAAGUGCCCUUCAUCCAUGUGGGAAACCAGGUUGUGUCGGAGAUGGGGCCCAUCAUUCAGUUCACAAAGGCUAAGGGUCACUCCCUGAGUGAUGUGCUAGAUGACGUUCAGAGGGCGGAGAUGAAAGCCUAUAUGGAGCUUGUGAACAACAUGUUGCUGACUGCAGAGCUGUACAUCCAGUGGUGUGACGAGACCACAGCAGCAGAGAUCACCAGGCCUCGGUACAGCAGUCCCUAUCCUUGGCCAUUGAAGCACAUCCUGGCCUACCAGAAGCAGUGGGAGGUGCGGCGUAAGAUGAGUGCUGUCGGUUGGGCAGAGAAGACCCUGGAGCAGGUGUAUGAAGAUGUGGCCCAGUGCUGCCAGGCACUAUCGCAGAGACUCGGCACACAGAUGUACUUCUUUAAUAAACAGCCCACGGAGCUGGAUGCCCUGGUCUUUGGACACCUUUUCACUAUCCUUACCACCCAGCUGACCAGCAACGAGCUCAGUGCCAAGGUCAAGACCUACAGCAACCUGCUGACCUUAGUGCACCGCAUCGAGCAGACCUACUUUGAGGGCCCGGACCAGGCUGGGCCGAGCGGAGCCGGGCCCUGGGCCCCUCCUGAGGUCUGAGCAGCAUUCCCCUAGUGCUCUCAGGCACUCAUAUUCUCUGUUUCCACUCUUUGUUUUUCAUUUGUUGUUCCAAAAAAGAAUAAAGUAUUGUAACUUGUA
This is a messenger RNA of Brienomyrus brachyistius, 1074 nucleotides long. It is a transcript of the gene mtx2, whose product is annotated as metaxin 2. The record is from RefSeq and is a predicted model, not a curated record. The transcript has 10 exons. Gene Ontology annotation, biological process: mitochondrion organization. Bases 154 to 975 code for a protein of 273 amino acids. NCBI's taxonomy places the organism in Eukaryota, Metazoa, Chordata, Actinopteri, Osteoglossiformes, Mormyridae. Gene Ontology annotation, cellular component: SAM complex.